Molecule: messenger RNA, 162 nt
Organism: Ambispora gerdemannii
Lineage: Eukaryota; Fungi; Glomeromycota; Glomeromycetes; Archaeosporales; Ambisporaceae
Source: the annotation of a GenBank genome assembly
AUGAUCGUACUAGAGAACAGACGAAAUCAGCUAGAAAUUGUUACGGCGAUUAUUGUAAUGGUUAUUGUUAUGGACAAUGUGCUGACGGAGAAGAAUAAAAUGCACACAGAGAACUCGUUUUAUUCGCCAAGGAAUCAAGGAUCUAAACUUGCAUUGUUAUAG